GCUCCGCUCAUCGCCGAUGCCCUUCUUAGAGGCAGCCGAGGGAAGAGGCGGAGCCAGGUCUGGGAGGGGAGGAGGAAAAGUAUGACGUACGUUGGAAAACGGGGGUGGGGGAACAGGAAUUCAUCUUGCGCGUGCGCAGAAGGAGUUGCCCCGCGGCACGACGCUCAUACACCCCUGACUCAGCCAGGGAGCGGCGGGUACGGAAGGGCGGGCUCGAGUCGGGCCGCGCGUGCGCACUUAGGAGCGGCUUGCCUGACGCCGCGCUCCUAAGCCCCGCCUUUCCCUCGCGGCCUGGAGCCCAAGAUGGCGGAAUACGACUUGACGACGCGCAUCGCGCACUUCUUGGACCGGCACUUGGUGUUCCCGCUCCUCGAGUUCCUCUCAGUCAAAGAGGUGAGCUUCCUCGAGUCGCGGGGAUACUGGGGCCCGUGAGGGGGUGAGCCGGGCAGCGUCUCCGGGAGCCUCCGUCGCUUCCCUUUGCCCGCCUCAGGCCAGGCCGAGGCCCAGGAGGCCUCUCCGCGCUGGUCGGGUUUCCGCGGCUCGCCCGGUCAGAACAGCAUCUUCGGCGGAAGGGCGCUGAGCCAAGGGAGGGCGGGGUUAAAAUAAAACGAAUAAAACAAAAUAAAAGCCCUUUGACUGAAGGAAGGGAAGGACGCGCAGGCUUGGCUACAGAACAAGAAGGGCUCUCUGUGCAUGUGCAGAGUGCACGGCCCUUCUCUCUCAUUCUAACCCAAACCCAACUGCUCUUCCGUUUUGGCAUCGAAGCCUUUUCUUCUUCACGUGCCCCUUGAAUACAUGCGACUUCUGCGGAAGCGCGCCUAGGAAGGCCAUGCCAGAUGUGCUUGAAAAUUGGGGAGCAUCCAUCGUGCGUACUAGGCUGCCUUACGAAGAGAGACUGAAUGCUGGGGUGAAGCUCCUAAGCAAGGGCAUGCGCACACUACAGGCCCCCCCCCCCGUGUAUUGCAAGACAGACAGGCGCGUGUACACACAAACAUACGUGUAGAAGUCACUUCCUCCCAGAUUCCCAUUCUACUUAAAUUAAGCAAGGUACCUGAUGCCUUAAAGAUGAACGCAUUUAUUAAUGUGGAUGAGAGUCCAGUCACAAUUAUCCCCUUUCUAGGGGCAGGGAGUGGAGAAGGUCAUGGCAUUUUGGAUGACUUGGAUCAUUAGCCACAUUGCAGUCUUGGUUCAGAUCAGACUGUGGGCCUUGGUUGUCCUGAAGGAUUAACUUUAAGAGUGAGGCAGGGGAAGUCCUUCUGCCUUUUUGAUUUCCCUGUAGCUUUUCCUCUUGGACUGUGGUAUUGGGAACAAGGGGUUCUGCUUUGCAGUGGUUCUGGUCCCAAAGUAUUGUUGGGAGUGUGAUUCUUGGUUCCCUGGUAGCUAUACAUUGUAUUCUCAGUAAUAUUUAAUAUCUAUAUGAAGCUGUUGGGAGCAGGGCAUUUGGUGCAAGAUGUCUUCAAUAUGCUGAUAUAACACCUCGUAUUUUUUCAUAACAUCUGAAUCAGGAAAGGCUGUGUGGGACCUGGACAGGUGAUGGGAAGAGAGAAAAAAUAUAUGGAGCUUGAAUCCCUGUAGCAGGUGCUGUGAACCAGCGGCUCCUGUGUCAAGAGAAAUUGGUCAGUUGCAUGCCCUAUUGCCUUUCCCCUGAAGGAGCAGGUGUACAGUGUGGGGGUGCUUCUAGUUCCAGUCACUGGAAGCCCAGGUAGCUUGGGUUAGGAGUGCAUUUUAUCAGCUUUGUCUAGCACAACAGAUGUAGUGAUUUGGACUGGGAUAGUCUGAGUACAGUAGGCAUUGGUCAAGAUUACAGUGGUGCCCCGCAAGACGAAUGCCUCGCAAGACGGAAAAACCGCUAGACGAAAGGGUUUUCCGUUUUGAAGUUGCUUCGCAGGACGAAUUCCCCUAUGGGCUUGCUUCGCAAGACGAAAAUACCUUGCGAGUCUUGAUAUUUUUUUUUCGCUUUCCCCCCCCCCUUUAUCUAAUCUGCUAAGCCUUUAAUAGCCUUUAAUAGCCUUUUAGCAGCUAAUCCCCUAAGCCUUUAAGCCUUUAAUAGCCGCUAAACCGCUAAUAGCGCUAAUAGCGCUAAUCCGUCAAUGGGCUUGCUUCGCAAGACGAAAAAACCGCUAGACGAAGACUCUCGCGGAACGGAUUAAUUUCGUCUUGCGAGGCACCACUGUACUGCAAAACACUUAUGUCGGGCUUCCCUUGUGCUUGAUCUAUAAACUGCAGUUAGUACUGAAGGCUGCUGCAUGAUAGUUGACAGGAGUGAUUGUCUUUCAGCAUAUUACGCUCUUUUCUGAGUUUUCAGAGCAAAUUCAAAAUGUUCAUACAUAAAAGUCCUUCACAGCUUGGAGUCAGUUGGCUUGAAAGAUCAAAUUAUCCAACUGCUUUGAUCUGACACUUUUAUAAGUGCCCCAUAACAUUCAUUCUAUCGUUGCAUGGAAUCAAUCCUGUAAUGUGGUGCCAUAUAUUAGGCAGAUGGCUUUGUGGUAUUGUUUUCAAAAACUUGGCUAAAGACUUUUUUGUUUAGUUCAGGCUAAUUAUCUAUAUUUUUAUAGUCUGUGUUUACUUGUUUUUAAGGUUUCAUUUUAUUGGUGUUUUAUAUCAUUUUUGUAAACCACUUAGAGGUUUGUUGAUGAGGUAGUAUGUACAUUUUGUUAAAUAAAAUAAGAGGCUAGGGCUACAAAUCAAAAUCAUUGGUUCAAAUCUCCUCUGUCACGAACUCCUCUUAGGGAUGUCACAUUAAACCAUAGUUAAAAAUAAACUUUGGUUUAACAUGAGAACAACAUGCUUGGAAGCCCCAAUUCCUGACGUUGCUGUGCCAGGGAGAAGACAAACCAAAGGCUGACUUCCUGUUGCAUGUGAACCAGUAUUCAUAGUUUCUUCCUCUCUAGGCAACAGGAAACUAGUCUCAGGUUUGUUUUGUUCAUAGCUCAGCAAUAGCAGAAGGGAGGGAGGAGUGUGGUGUGCACUUUCUAGCAGGGUGCAGCAGCAUGCCGCUCCUUGGUAAACCAUAGUUUAUUUUUAACUGUCCGAACCAUGCCACUCUCUCUCAAACCCCCAUCUGGAAUAUGGGGGAAUAAUAAAAUGAGGACCUGGACCCUGACGGUUUAGAUAACUGCUGCCUAGUUGCAGAUGUUUUUUGGGCAGGGUGAUUGAGAAGUGUGGUGGCUAGCAGAUGUGUCUGGAGGAAGCAGGUUAUCUAGACUCACUUCAUUUGGGCUUCAAGCCUGGUAGAACAUUGAAAAAGCCUGGUUCAUUACACUUCUUGGGAGAGAGGGGAGUGUUUCCCUGUUGAUUCUGCCCAUCCUCUCAGCAGAGUUUGAUACCAUUGACCAUAGUAUUUUCUUGGAGAGACACUGUGUUGCAGUGGUUCCAUUCAUCCCUGUAGGACUGCUUCUUGACCCAAUGGCAUUUAUAUGGGUUCCUGUAGGGAUUCAUCUUGUCUUACAUGUUAUUUAAACAGCAGGCAGGAGUCAUCCAGAGAUUUCAAGUGCAGUGCCCUCAAUAUGCAGAUGGCACCUGAAGCUUCUCUUCAUUUUAUCUGAAUGAGAAGAGGUUGCACAUGUGCUGGACCAAUAUCUGGAGGCAGUGAUGGGCUGGAUGAAAGCCAGUAAACAAACAAUCCUAAUAGGAUGGGGGUACCGCAGUUCAGUGGUUCCCUGGUCUAGAAAUUAGGGAGAUGGUCUGUUCUGGAUGGAGUAGCACUCAUCAUGAAGGAGUAAGUGUAUAACUUGAGAGUACCCCUUGAUUUGAAGGUAUUUUUGGAGGCCAAGGUGGCCUCAGUGUCAAGGAAUGUUUAAGCCCAUAUUUGGUUGGUUUGUCAGCUUUGACCAUUCCUGAACUAAAAUAGCCUGGAUUUUUGCAGCACCCUCCACAGGGGGCUGCCCUUGAAGAAAGUGUGGAGUCUUCAUGCAAGUGCAGACUGCUGCCACUAGUUUGCUGUCUUGGACAGUGAGGGGGAAACAUAUCACUCCUUUUCUGAGAACUUUGUACAGACUAUAUGUUAGGCACCAAGCCAAAUCCAAAGUAUUUGUACUGAUGUCUAACACCGAAUACAACCUAGAAUCCAAAUAGUUGAAAAGGUGCCCCCCUGAAUAUGGCCCGACAUGUUUGUUAAGCUCUGCAGAGUUGAUGUUGCCGCUGAUGAGUGAGAAUUCUGGGGUGGUGGCACAAGCCAGGACCUUCUCUGUGACAGUUCCUUGUUUAUGGAACUUCCUUCUGAUGGACAUAAUAUUGUCCCCUGAAUAAAUGGCAUUUAGGUGCCACCUUAUAACCUUAUUUUGCCUGGCAUUUGUUAGUUAAUUGCACACUGUUGCUGAGAAAGUAUAUUGUUUGCUGCUGCUGUUUUUUUAAUUUGUAUGUAUUAGUUGUAAUUUCAUUUUGGGCUUCUGUAUCUAUGUAUCAUUUUAUGAGCUGUUAGCCACCUGUGAGUAGGAGGAAUGGUGGUGUGUAAGAAGUAUAAAUAAUUUGUCGCACUUGGGGAUUGCAAGGAUUACAACCAGUUAGUGUACAUGAAGUGCUUUUGAAUGCUUGAAAGGCUAUAUAUAUGUAAAGUGCUAGCUUUACUUUUCAUGAUUUGGAGAGUACUCUGAAAGUAAUGAAGUGUAUUAUGGCCCGGUGUGUUUCAAGUCAAUAGUUUGCCUGAGUGCUCCUCGAAUGGAACUGGACUAGCAUCUCCUCCUGAAAUACCACAAUACUUGACGCAGCCCACAAGAUCUGCUGUGGCAUGUUAGUUAGGAAACAGCUAAGUUUCCAGUUUGAUUUCUGCCUUUACUCUAAACACAUUUGGAGACCUUCCAGGGUGGGCUUGAUUUAAAUCAUUUUUUUUACAGAAAGACUCAUUUUUGCUGGUAUAAUCUUAGUAUUUACAACCAGAUGAAGGUUUCAUUUUUGAUAUAAUAAAUUUUCAGAGUAGUUUUUACACUCAUAUAAAAAAUUACUGAUUUGGUUAUACUGUUACAAAUACAAAGGCAGAUAAUUAUGAAAUUAUUGUGAGGUUUAAUAAGUUAACUGUUUAUAUUUGGACAACUUUUCUGCUGUACUUUAUUGGAAGGAGAAAAAUAAUCAUUUCCUUAAUAACAACUUAAACAAUUUAACUAAAACAAUAACAUUAUAGCAUAUGUAUCCAUGUUUGUUAACUGAUGUGGUUAAACGGUUUUUUUAAAAAAACAGACUGAGUUUUAGCACACAUGAAAAACUUAAAACAAAUCCUUAUUUUCUGAUGAAUAGCCUUUCAUCUAUAAUGAAACUAUAAUGUAACUUAAAUAGAAAACUAUCUUUAGAAAGCUUUUUCCUCCAGAAGCAUUUUAUUUUAAAAAUCAAAUUUAAAUUUAAAAAAAUCGAUUUAAAUAAAAAAUCAUUUUUUUAAAGAAAAACCCAUUGAUUUAUCCAUCUUGAGACCUUCUUUCAGUCCUAGCACCCCUCACCCCCCAACAUUCUGCAAUAUGUGACUAGUACAGUCAUACCUCGGGUUGUGAUCGCUGCGUUUUUGGGUUUCGGACGUGCCGAAACCAGGAAGUACCAGAACUGGUUACUUCCGGGUUUUAGCGCAUUCACAGAAGCACUAAAUCGCACUUUGCGCAUGCGCAGAAGCACCGGAUCACAUCAUGCAUGUGCGCAGACGCAGCACUGUGGGUUGCAAACAUGCCUCCCGCACGGUCUCAUUCUGAGCCUUCAGUUCGGAGAAGACGAUUAUGAUGACAAUUGUAGUUGGAAUGAAAAACUUUUCCAUUUUCCCAUGUGAACAGUAGAUGACAUCAAGUACUUUUUAAUAUUGAUUUGUCUAUGUGCUGAUUAAAUGCAAAGGUAGAAGAGUUGUAUCAAGGCAUUUGGAACAGAGCUGUAUAAGGACAUUUGGAUAAUAGUGUCCUUUAUUUGACUGACUUGGAGAAAGGGUGUACUUAUAUUUAGUUUAGCUUGAAUACCUGCAAGUUAUUUGUUGAAUACAAGUUGUUCCAGUAAAAUAUAACUCUGUUGAUGCACUUUGUGCCUGCCUUGUUUUGAAUAAACUGACACCUGUUAUUAUUAGAAUCAAUACAUUCUAAAAGUAUUUAGUUGGCAUUUCAGGAAUGUCUGUUGAAUGGAAAAAUAGUAGAAGAAAUCAUUCUUGAAAAACUAUUGAGUUUUGGAUAAAACCUUUCUUGGGGUACUUGAAGCAAAUAAUUUAUUCAUUACAUUAAUAUAUCAUCUUUCUGCCAAGGCACCCAAGGCAGUUUAGAAUUUUAAAGGACUGAAAUGAUUUAACAUGUAAAAUUGGCCAGGUGACGAGGGCACAUUCUGGCUGGAUAAAGGUCUAAUGUUGUCUUCACCUCCCUCCCUCAGUCUCUACUUCCUCCCCACAGGGCAGGUGGUGUCUGUUGGAUCUCAAAUACCCUUGUUCAGUCAGUUUGAUUGGUUAGGAUUGGAAAUAUAUACCAUACAAUCUAAAAGCCAAUAACAUUGGAGCAUGAUCUCAUUUCUCUUAAAUUCCCCUUGUGCCAUCAAUAAUAUACUUCUCAAAGUCUGUAUGAAUUCGUUCACCUUGUUAUCUUGAAGGGCUAUAAGUAAGUUUCAAGUGGCAGCAGGGUAAGGUCUGAACUAAAUAUUUUUACUAUUGGCAGGGUCUAAUUAUAGAGCUCUGUUUGUUCUUUUGACUUCAUUGUACUCAGUACUUUGAUUGUGAGCUACCUUGGUAAUUGUGCAAACUAAAGGGUGACAUCUAAAUGUUUAAACACAAACUUUAAAUUAAAUAGAAAGUAAUAGGUAAUAUUUAAAACCAUUACUAUUUUAUUUCUUUCAGAUAUACAAUGAAAAGGAACUACUUCAAGGAAAACUGGAUCUCCUUAGUGACACCAAUAUGGUGGACUUUGCUAUGGAUGUCUACAAAAACCUUUAUUCUGAUGAUAUUCCUCAUGGUAAGCUAUCUACUUACAAAUAAAACUGUGACAGGAUCUACAGUCAACCCUCGUGCCUUAAAAAUAAUAAAGCCCACGACUUUAAGUUACUAUCAUGUACUGAUCUUUAAUGUUGACUAAAUCCAAAUUGUUUGUUUAAAAAAUAAUGUCAUUUUGUUCUACCAAAGUUCUUUUUCAGUUCUAUUCAUAUAUUUUAAUGUUUUGGCUUCUGAGUCCCACUGUCGGAACUGGUUUGCAUGCCUCCUCCCACCCCAACACAGAUUCUAAGACAAAAGACAAAGGGAGAUGCAUUUGUCUAUCCUCAAGGCCUAGAGCCUAUGUCUGCUUUGGGGGCGUGGGGAAGGGCCACAUUGAAAAAACAGUUCUGGCCUGUCUCUUGUUGUGGUAGAGGCAGUGACCUCAGUGAUGAAUGGAAGGGUGGAGAGAAUAAGAAGAGUAGGGAAUGAGAAAGGACCCACUCCUUUCCCCACUUGUCAAAGUUGACAUGCCUUCAGUUAGAAUUAUGUAAAUAUUACAAAGAAUCGGUGUUAACCAGAUGGCUCUUCUCUACUUCCAUAUUUCUUUUAAUGACAAGAUUUCCCUAAAACAGGGUAUAGCUCAUCUAUAUUGGAUCCUUCCUUAGCAGGCAAGUCAUUCUUUAUGCAGUGGGGUAGGAGGUGAGCCUUGAUGCACAUUGGUGGAAUAUUGGGACUCCCUGGAAAUUGUCUCUUGUAUUUGCCUGGAUCUAUCUGUCACUGAGGGAUUUUGUCACACUUUUUCUGGUCUAAAAUGUUCCCACUUAAAUCUGUUCACAUUCAUUUUCUCAAUGCACAGAUUAAGUUUAUAUCCAAACUCUUGAAUAAAAUGUUUAUGGCCUAAAAUAUUUAUUAGUAUUGUGGAGCUGGAGUCAAGUGUUCAUACAUCUAAACUGCUAUAUUCAAGCUUUUUUGCCCCUUCAAAAACAUGGACACCAUAAAUAUUCUAAAAGUUUGGUAAGCAAGUAGUACUUCUGAUUUAUUCAGGCUGUUGCUUGCUUUGUCUGAGCCCAUUUGAAAACUUCACUUUUCCCCAUUGCAUUCAGAAUGGGUGUUUAGAUCGCUUUCUUGAAUCUUGUGGGCUACUCUGCUGAGAUACAGAGCAAGACACAUUUAAACAAAAGAUUUUAUUGAACUAAUAAUUGUGUCUAACUGAUUAGGACCUAGGUGAAUAAAAUUUGAGAAUUCUAGGGUACACAGUAUUAUCUUGCUUGAUUGACUAUUGCUGACAGAACUUUUUGUAUAGAUGACUUAACUUAGUUUUUCUGUUUUUCUCAUCAGCUUUGCGUGAAAAGAGAACCACAGUUGUUGCACAGCUAAAACAGCUUCAGGCAGAAACUGAACCUAUUGUCAAAAUGUUUGAAGACCCAGAAACUACACGGCAAAUGCAGUCUACUAGGUAAUGCUUUUGGAUGUUGCAUUCCUGCAAAAGUUUGCAGAAUUGCUACUUGAGUGUAAUUGGAUAAUUUUUCAAGUUUGAUCUUCUAAUUGCGUGAGCCUCAGUGCAAUCCUAUGCAUGCCUACUCAGAAGUAAGUCUCCCAGUUGUAAAUACCUUGUAAGUGUAUGUAGGCUUGUAGCUUAUGUAGUCACUAGGGUGGUUUAUUGUCUAGAUUAGAAAUGGAAAUAGUUCUGCCUAUGUGCAGCUGAUGUUCUGUUGAUUUUAAUUUGUGAAACCUAAUUCAAACAUUUUUUAUAUUCUUAACUUGAAAGUUCUUUCAGAUGAGAGAGAUUGACAUGUAUUCCACAUGGGAAAUUGAGUCUUUAAACCUCCAUUUAGCUAAUCAUGUCUCAUUCUCUAGACUAGAGCAAUCAAGUGCUCUCCACAUGUUUUGGACUCAUCAGGUUCUCAUCAGGCCCACCACAGCUAUGUUAGCUGGGGCUCUUCGGAGUUGCAGCCAGAAACAUUUGGGAAAGGUUGCACAGGGUAACCUGGAUAUUUCGACAAUUGUAUCCCAUUGCCUUAGGAUCUAAGAUUUACCUUUACUUAAAAAAAAAAAAUAUUAUUUUAUUAAUUUUCCACACAAAAAAAAGCAACAAUGCAUAUUCAAACAUAGAAAAAAGUAGAGUUGACUUCCCCCAUUUCCUUCCCUGGUUCCAUUGUUUAUCAUCAUACCGCAUUUCCAUUUUAAAUGAUAAAAUCAUUAAAAUUACUUAUUGUCCAGGCAUUGUCUUUACAAGUCUUUUUAAAAUCCUGCUAACGUAUUAACCUGUGUACAUUACUUCUGUAUAUAUGCAAUAAAGUCCUCCCAAUCUUCUUUAAAUUCCUUUUCAUCUCUUCCUCUUAAUUUCAAAGUCAAUUUUGCAUAUUCCAUUAACUUCGCUUGCCAGUCUUCUUUAGCUGGGACACCUACUUCUUUCCAAUGUUGUGCAAUAAUAUAGUGGUACCUCUGGUUGUGAACGGGAUCCGUUCUGGAGGCCCUUUCGCAACAUGAAAAGAAUGCAACCCGCAGCGGCACGUCUGCGCAUGUGCGGGUUGCGAUUUGCCGCCUCUGUGCAUGCACGUGAUGUCAUUUUGUGCUUCUGUGCAUGCGUGAGUGGCGAAACCCAGAAGUAACCCUUUCUGGUACUUCCGUUUCGCCAUGGGAUGUAACAUGAAGCGGACGUAACAUGAGGUAUGACUGUAAGUCUUUUUGCGGUCUUGGCAUAUCCACUCCUGUAAUACCUAGUAGGAAAGCUUCUGGUUUUUUUAACAAAUGUUAUUUUAAACAUCUUCAAUUCAUUAUAAAUCAUUUCCAAGUACUUAACAAUUUUGCAAUCCCACCACAUAUGAAAAAAUGUCCCUUUUGUUGAUUUACAUUUCCAACACUUACUUUCUUUAUUUUUAUACAUUUUUGCUAAUCUCACUGGAGUUAGGUACCAUCUAUACAUCAUUUUCACAUAAUUUUCUUUAAUUGCCACACACGCAGUAAAUUUUAUUUCAGUUUUCCAUCAUUUUUCCCAAUCUUCCAUCGAUGUACCUAGCCUUAAUCCUGUUUAUGUGGGAGUAAGCUUAAUCAAAUUCAGUUGGACUUAUUACUGAGUAGAUAUCAUUGGGAUUGUGCUUUAAGUCCCCUUCUACCUUUUAAAAGCCAGAAUGGAGGUCGUAAUCAGUGAAAAGAAAAAUUAUUAACUAUUAUUACGUUCUGUUGUUUUGUAUAUUAUGUUAAAAGCAACCCAGCUGGGGCAACCCAAUCAGAUGGGUGGGGUACAUAUGAUGAUGGUGAUGUCUCUAUUCCAUGUCUGUGAGGUAACCUGAUAGAAAGUGCCACUGCUGCAUCUGCCACUAUUUCCAUACCCUUUUUUAAAGCAUCUGGUUUGGGGAUUGCAGAGCUAGGUACUAUCCCCUAAAAGGCUGUAUUUGGUUAAGAGGUGACAGGUGCUGAUUUCUACUGCAGAGGAAAAAGGAUUACAAGUGACGGGACAUAAUAGGAUGCUGUCUAAGGCAGAGAGAUAUUGCCCUUAACACUCUCCAUAAAACAAGAGGAGGGUUAUUGGACCCUGUGCCCAUAUUAUUGAAAGUUAAAUAAUACCCAGCCGGUGGCGUGCAAAAAUGCAUGCUGCAGCAAUGUAAGAGUUGGCCUUGAGUGAAAACUAAUUCACUUGUACAUAUAUGAAAUGUAGAAAAAUGAAUUUGCUUUCAGUGAACAGAAAUGUUUCUCUCUGUAAUGUUUUUGUGUGAUUUAUAGCACUACAGUGAACUCUUCUUUAUUACAGGGAUGGUCGGAUGCUAUUUGACUACUUAGCUGACAAACAUGGUGUAGGUAUCAAUUAUUAAAUCUGUAAAAUUAAGUAUGCAUGAUGCAAAAUAAAUGGACUUCAGAUGUGAGAACUGGUCAUGUGAUUGAUUGUGUCCUUCUGUGAUGUAUGUAUAUGUAGCCUGCCUUCUAUACUGAGUGGUCCCAGGGUGGGUUAUAAAAGCACAGUUAAAUAUUAAAAUCAUAUACCUCUUUUAUGCAAUGGUUCUAAACUUAUGGUGAGCAGCUAUUUUAAUGCUUAGUCUCACAGUGUGAGCUGUGAGGUGGAGAGAGAUGUCUGUUUAGUGGGAGCAGAGUAAUUCCAUUGGCCAUAAGUUAACCAUUCUAUUUGGGUAUUGAAAUCAAAGGAGUUACUCUGAGUAUGUCUUAGUUAGAUACAACCCUGUGUAUUGAUUGGUUCAAAAGGCAUGCAAGCUGGAAAGCCCUCUGGCAAAUACAACUAAAGGUUUUGACAUCUACUGGCUAGAUAAGUGAUGAGAAUUCAGUCAGCACUGAACUGGGCAUGUCAAGUGAAUUUUUAAAAGGGGAAAUUGAGGCCUCUGAGUCACAAUCUAGUCACCUGGUUAUCAGUGCUGGCUGACAUUACUAAUGGCAAGUCUGAUUAAAUCUCAUUCUACCUUUUCACAAAGUCAAGUUUUAAUUAGAUUUUGUCCAUUUCAGCAUUGUCUAAGCAUGCACAGAAUGAGGACUUCAUUGUUGUGGUUGAAGUAUAACUUUUUGAAUGUUUCUGCAAUGUAACAGACUUCCUGCAAGUUAAACAAAAACAGUCCUAGUAUAUUUGAGAAAUAGGUUCUAUUCUACCAUGCUCCCUGCUAUGGUGGCUUUGCACUUGGGGAGAAUUCAUGAGCCCCUACCAUCAAUAAUUUUGUGCCCUCAGAACUUUGCCUCUACAUUAUUCUGCUGCAUAUUUAGACAAGACUGAACUACCUCCAAAGCAAUUUCUUGAAACAUUUUUUAUAUUUGUUCUGUUUGUCUUGCAGUUUAGGCAAGAGUAUCUAGAUACACUCUACAGGUAUGCAAAAUUUCAGUAUGAAUGUGGCAACUAUUCAGGAGCAGCAGAAUACCUGUACUUCUUUAGAGUAUUGGUAAGUUUUUCUAUAUAUAAAUAAUUUAAGAUUAUAUUUUUAAAAAGUUUGUGGGCCCCAAAAUGGACAUCCAUACGAGUUUGCUUUUUCCUCCUUUCAUGGUAGACACUUUCUAGCAAAACCUCUAAAUUAUUGGCAAAAUCACUGUUCCUUUUGUGUGUCUGUGUGUGUGUGAUUUUUGAGAGCAAGUUGGAAAUCUUAUUCUUUCAACUCAGCUGUAUUCAAACAGUGUACCUGCCUAAAGAGAAACAAAACUAUUUCUUAGAAUGGCACUGCUGCAAUUAACUUAGUCUUUACCUCACUUGAGUCCUGUCUUUGUAACUGCAACAUGAAAAGUUAGAUGCUGACUUGGCUUUCAAAUACCACACCAGUCCAGCCAGUGAGAUCUAGCCACAAAGCUGUUGCAGAUUCUUAUUUUACCUAUUGUACUUGAUGAAUAUGUAUGCAGAUGGGGAUGAUUUAUUUUUUAUGACUGUAGCUUAUUGCUUCACUGUUUUAAUACUGUUUUAUUUCAUUGUGAUUUUAUUGCUGUAUGUAUUGUAUAAGCUGCUUUGAGGUAUCAUUUGGGCUGGCAACAGGGCUUAAAUAUAGGAAAAUAAAUAAAAACAUAAAAUACAUAGCAGAACAUUUAAUUUCUAAAUUAAUUACAGAAACAGAAAAGUGCUGAGGCACAACUAAAGUGAAGGAAUUAGCUGGUAAUGCUGAAUUUAGUGGUUGCUUUUGAGAAUUUUGUCAGUCUUUCCUUUUAAUAUCAUGAAAGAGUUUGAGUAGUAGUCUUGUAUUUUGGAAAGGGCUUAUACCAAUAGUUAACAAAUGCAGCAACUUAGAACAACAUGAAGAGUUGAUUAUUCAUGUCAUUUUGUGUGGUGAUAAAGUAAGAGAAAAUCUAGGGCCGUGAACUUUUUGUGGCUGGUUGAAUGAAUUUUUAAUUCUGUUUAGAAAUGGAAAUUAAUGGUUGGGUAGACUGACAUAUUGAAGCUAGUCUAUUCUAAUAUAGCCUUACCUGAAAAUAGGUUACUAUGCAGUGCCAACUGAAGUUGUGCAGAGCUGAGUAAAAAAUGGCAUGUAUGACCUUGUGCCCCGAACUUGAGCAAAGUAAUGUCAUCGUCUUUCCCCACCCUCAGCUAGGGGGGAUGAAAAUACGUAUGGUUCUAAUAUUAUUUGAGGGUUCUGGAGUGUGUAUGAAUGACAUUAUUUGAUAUCCCCAACAAAUUUAGUCUCUCUGAUCUUUCUGAGCACAGCUUUCAGUUAAAUGACAAAGCUUGUUACUGGGAUGGAAGUAUAAUGAUAAUGAGGUAGCAUUCAAGGCACAGCGACAACUAGCUGAUGAGGCAGUAGUUAAUGCUCAAAUUUCAGAAACUUCAAGGGCAGAGGAAAUACAGUUUAGGUGGAUAGAUCUUUCUGGAGACCUGGCAAUGUUCAGUGCUUGAUCCAACUUUUCUUUCUUUUUUAAAUAAGAAUUUCUUAGGUAUUUUCUCUUCAGUCUUUCAGAAUUUCAGUUAUAUUCUGUAGGUUUUAAAAUAAUAGUUAAAUAUGCAACUGUUACUGUUUUAAGAGAAGCUAGUUUACUUGUGGGCCAGUCACACUUCUUUGAAGUCUCUCAGCCCCACUCACCUCACAGAGUGUUGUGGGGGAGGAAGGGAAAGGAGAAUGUUAGCCGCUUUGAGACUCCUGAAGGGGAGUGAAAGGCGGGAUAUCAAAUCCAAACUCUUCUUCUUCUUCUUCUUUGAGAAGAAAUUUGUUUAAGUGAGAUUUUUGAGAAACACAUUCUAUGAAAGUACCAUUGUAAUGGAUUUGAGGCAAGAGUGUUGUUCUCUGAAUGACUUGCAGUUUGGCCCUGUGUCAGCUAAAGCUGAUUGACCCUAACUUGAAAUUCAGUACAGUAUUUUUUUCUUUUGCCACAAAUGUGGACUUGUGUUACAGGGUGUCUUAUAAAUAGUAAGAAAGAAUAAAUGUUUUGCAACAACCCAUGCUCAGCUGUAAGGGUGCAUAUUGUAGUUCUACGAGUUCUCUAUUAUAUAAUGAUAUCUUAAGCUGAAAUUACAGAAAGGGUCAUGACACCCCCAUAGCCAUCCCUGUUAAGCAGUCUGUACAAGCCAUUACUCUAGACUAUAGUAGUCUGCUAUAGAUUUUCCUCAUUCUGAUUAGCAGAGGUUUUCUGUAGAGCUGGUGGUUUUAUUAGUUAAGCUUUAAACCCUUUUAAAUUAGUGCGUGAAACCCCAAACUACCCUGAAGUAUUGUUGACAAAGGAAUCCUUAUUGCUUGUAUUGAAAGUUCUGUGCAGAAGCUGUGGCUGCCAAUUCUCCAGGCUUUCCUGGUUUUUAAAAUCUCCAGCUGAAUCUCCUUGGAAAUGCCUAGUGCUGCUGAUUGUUUCCUAGAAAAUCAAAACUGAUUUGCUAAAUGAAACACAGCUCAUUCUCCCAAAAUUGUGGAACAGGCAUGUCAGUGGCAUAUUCUCUCUCUACUGGUGCCAGCAAGUCUCUAAUCAAAAUGUUUGACCUAGAGAAGUAUUAAAUUAUUGUGGUUAUUGUAAUUGGAUUCACUUAUUUAAAACAGGUUCCAUCAACGGAUAGAAAUGCUUUGAGUUCACUCUGGGGAAAGCUGGCAUCUGAAAUUCUGAUGCAGAACUGGGAUGCUGCCAUGGAGGACCUUACAAGAUUGAAAGAGACAAUUGACAAUAAUGUGAGUUUAUUUUUAUUUACAUAUUGACAGAUAGCUGGUGUGGGAAGAGGAAUUGCAGCUGGUGGAUGUUGGCAAAUAUUUAAUAUCACUUCACAUUUUGCUCAAAAUAGUUAUGGUUAGCAGUGCUCUUGGAGUCUUUCUUUUUAGGCAACUUUUUCAUGGUGUGCCUGGGAAGUCAGCUAAAUCAACUGAUUUGUUGAUGAUUCCCUAUUGCUUAAAAGAAAUGGGAAUCUGGCUUUCAGAAGGGGAGUAGCAAGUGGCAAGAUACAAUAAAAGUUUAAAAUCUGUGUAGAAAGAGUGUUUUUAGGGCAUAUUUCUGUUCUCAUACAGUGGUACCUUGGGUUAAGUACUUAAUUCGUUCCGGAGGUCCGUUCUUAACCUGAAACUGUUCUUAACCUGAAGCACCACUUUAGCUAAUGGGGCCUCCUGCUGCCACCGCGCCACUGGAGCAUGAUUUCUGUUCUCAUCCUGAAGCAAAGUUCUUAACCUGAGGUACUAUUUCUGGAUUAGAGGAGUCUGUAACCUGAAGCGUAUGUAACCCGAGGUACCACUGUAUUACCAUGGGUUACUAGAACUAAAGGUUGCCUACUUGUAAGUGGUAGAGGCUCUGAAGGGUUUAAGACAGGCACCUUUACUAGGCUGACCUGAAGACGUUAAGGAUUGAAUCUGGGAUCUUUUGCAUGCAAAACAUGUUGCUCAACUAUACCGUUCCACUAUAGCAUUUCAGAACUCAAUGCUGCCUCUGACUUUUGUCAACUGUGUAAUGUCAGGAAGCUGUUGUGAUGGCAGAGGGAGUGGGGUCCCACCUCUCCUGGGGUGGCAUCGUGAGCUGUGCCUCUGCAGUUUUGCAGCAACUCCUUGCUAUUGCUUGCAGGCAGAGGAGGCAGUAGUAUGCAGAGUUACGGUACUGGCUGGGCACUAUGUUGAAUGAUUUUUCCUGGUUGGUAUGGUGGCUCAUGGAUAGUCACGCAGGACCUGUACUUGGGACUCUGUUGUCUAGCCUACUAACAAUUGGAGGCCAGAAUACAUAGAAUUGGCUUUCUGCCUUUCCAAAGCCAGGAAAUUGUGCUCAGUGCUGUGGCAGUGGCGGAAAUAACUGAUGAGUUUUGCCACUCAACUGUUAUCAUCAUCAUCAUCAUCAUCAUCAUCAGUUAGUUGCUUUAUCUCUCCCAGGGCAGCCCAACACAAUUUAUAACCAAUGUACUGCUCACCAGAGCUAAGUGGCAAUUUAUAUGGCUAGUUUCUUUUGGCACGCCCAUUGAGUCAAAUUCAGAUUGUUCAGAAAUCUUGGGUUAAAAUGGGCUAGAAGGGCGAAAUUAAAAACCAUUAUGCCUGGAUAACUGUGAAGUUUUUAAUGUUUGAUGUUUAUUGUAUUUUUAAUAUUUUGUUGGAAGCCACCCAGAGUGGCUGGGGAGACCCAGCCAGAUGGGCGGGGUACAAAUAAAGUAUUAUUAAAUAAAUUAUUAUUAUUAUCAUUAUUAUUAAUAAUAAUAAUACUAAAAAUUACAUGAGAGUUUUCUGUCCCUUCCACCCCCUGUAGCCACUGCUACCUCUGAAUUCACAGGGGUGCAGACUAUCCUGGAAAAUGGGCAUUUUGCUGUGGGGGGGGGGAAUGUCCCUCCUGUAAACUUAAGUUUACUUAGGAUCCAAGAGCUAAAAUACUGUAAAUGUAAACUGUUCAGUAAAAUACCUUUCUACUUUUUCAGUCCGUCAGCUCUCCUCUCCAGUCUCUUCAGCAGAGAACAUGGCUCAUUCACUGGUCUCUCUUCGUUUUCUUCAACCAUCCUAAAGGCAGAGAUAACAUAAUUGAUCUUUUUCUCUAUCAGCCCCAGUGAGUUGAUAUAUACCUACAAAAAUAAAGGGGAUGUGUAAGAAUGUAGUAAUCCAGUUUUCUGCCCUGAUGAUGUUAAACAUUCCUACAUACUUUAGAAGGUUGUUCUAUGCCUUUGAAUUGAAAUGUAGUGUUGUAUCCUUUCCACGGUUUUGAGGCUACAGUAUAGCUCCAUAUACUAUUACACUUUUUAAAAUUGGUAUGUCUACAUAAACAUGCAUAGAAGCAUGUGAAGCCCAGACAUUUAGGAAACAGAAGUAAACUCUUACAUCUAAGGAAUUGAAUAGAAAUUUGAUUACAUUUAUGAAGUUAAGUAUAACUCUUGACAAAAAUGAAAGGUACUAAUAGAAAGUGCUUCAUGUUACAUUACCGUAGAAACUUAGCUAUGUGAUUAGCAAUUUGAUACUUGAUGUGCCAAGUUUAAAGGUUUCUGCUGUACUAUGAUGCAUCAAAUACUGAAGGGAUGAAUAUUACAGGUACAAUCCUUUUAGUGGCAACUACCAUAAACUUGGAAGAGGCAUUAUUUCAUAGGUAACUUCAUCUUGGCAUGAUGUCUCUGAUAUUGUAUUACAUUUAAAGUUGCCACAAUGAAUUUUAAGAGUACAGUCUAUUUCAGUGUAGUUGGGUGGUGAUGUCAGUGUUGCAUGAGGUAAUGCACUGAUUCAUUGCCAUCUUCUAGUGUUUUUCAAGGACAUAUGUGUCAGGGGUUCAGGAGCAGAGGUACAGGAAAGGGAGGAAAUAGAGAGCGAGGGGGAGGAGUCCGAAGGAAAUGUUAGCGAUGACAGCGGUCCGAGGUCUCUGAGUCUUUCCAGCGAAUCGGAAGAUUCACAGAAAGGGGCUCCCUUGGUCAGAGCAAGGGGGUGCCGAGGGGACACCCCAGGAAGAAGGGGCCAGAGGGGACUCAGAGAGCAGCAGUUGGAAAUCAGGACCAGCGUCCACACCAGAGUGCAGUAGGGGGGGAGGAGUCCCAGGCAUCGGGAUCAGGCGGCGCACUGCCAGUGGGAGGACAUGAGUCAGGAUUGGCCACGCCUCCAUCGGGGAGCGAGGAAACGGUCGAGAGGAAGGUUGAAGGCUGGGCGCGCGCGCCAAGUUCAAAUGUACAGGAGGGAGGCGCAGUUGGCAGCCCGGAUAGGGAGCCAGGUCCCAAAGCCCGCCGAAAAGAGGGGGAGGAGUCAGGGGGGUCAGCGUCAGAAGAAUCCAGGAAGGAAGGGACCCCGGGGGGUAGCAGGACCCAGAGGAGAAAGGAGAGACGUAAGAGGUGGAGUAAGGCUAGAAUCUUAAACUGGUGUACAGGGGCGGAGACUCAGAUGGAGCUUCGCCGAUCUAACCCCUAGACGUAGAGCUGGGGCGCUCCGGCUUGAAAAUGGAAACUGUACUUCAAUAAAGACUUUUGUACAUUACUGCCGGCUAGCGUUGGUCCUCUGUGAGCUGGGACCUGGAGCCAGCUCUGACAGUAAGCUCCAUCUCCAAAAGUUUUGCACCAAAAACCUCGUAACGUGAGUGGACGCAGCGAGGGAAGAAGAUUGGUGCUUCGCGAGCUCACAAAAGUCAGGCAAGAUGACUACAGAACAGCAACUAGCAGCCCUGCAAAAUGCAGUGACACAACUCAACGCGGAGGUACUCGCAUCCAGGAAAAGGGAAGAGGAAGCGGCUGCCGCCUGCAGGGAUCUCCAAGCCAGGUUGGAAGUGCUUGCUAAGCAGGGGCAACCGGGACCCAAAUCAGAGGGGAUUGGGCUGGGGAAAAGAGGAGGCAGCCUGGUAUCUCAUUUCGAUGGGAAUUUGCAGCAGUACCCUAACUUCCGAGCAGACGUGCUGUUUGCGCUGGAACUGCUGGAUAAAGACUUUAGAGAUGAGCAAGAGAAGGUGGGGUUUAUCUUGUCCCAUUUGCAUGGGGAAGCUAAAGCGUGGCUGCGCAAUCUGUGGAGAGAUAAGGAUCCGGCGCUCCAAAAUGCGGAUGCAUUCAUUAAAGCGAUGGAUUCGUGUUUUUAUCAAAUAUAGACAUUGAUAUCGCCAGAAAAGACAUACAUGGGCUCAAACAAGGCAGAGCCAGUGUAAGGCAGUACCAUUCCCGCUUUUUGCAUUAGUCCAUGCGCUGGGAUGGGAGAAGGAUUCUGCCCCAGCCAGAGACCUUUUUGGGAAGGCUUGAAUGCAAAUGUGAAAGAUGAGAUUGCAAGGGGGGAGAGACCAAAGAGCACUCAGGAGGUUGUCCGGCGGGCGCUGCAAAUUGGGGUGCGUCUGGAAGAACGUCCAUGGAACAGAGAAGAAGGACGUUGGGGACGUACGCCAGUGAGAGCACCUCCCCUCUUUCCCAAGGAUGCAGCGCGUGUGCAAUCCCCACCUCCGCAAGGAGGGGAGAGCAACCGAUGGAGAUUGGAGGCGCCAGGGCUCAGUCAGCAACCAGAGCCUUAACACCGGGAGCAGUCAAAGCGAAGCCUCCUAGAGGGAACAGGAAGUGCUACAUCUGCGACAGUGCUCAGCACAUGGCGAAAGAGUGUCCCCAGAGGCUCCACAAGCACACUGCAGCCUCAGCAACAGUAACAGAAGCAACUCAGCAGAGAGAACCACAGCAGGGAAACGACAGAGUCUGGUUGGAGGAAGAGGCACUGGGGCCCAACCAGACAAGUCAAUGAAGCCGUCCCCAGAGAUUUUGCAGCCCACAGACCCCUCCCGCCCAAACCAGUGGUGCAGCUCACAGCAUCGCUCCAACUACCCAAUGGACUCACUAUGGAAGUGCCGAUUACCAUUGACUCUGGUAGUAACGCAGACUUCAUAGGACUGGAUUUCCUUCAAGAGCACAACAUAGCACUCCUGCCAGCCACGCUGCCUCUGAAAGUUGUCACGGUGGAUGGCAGGGAAUUGCUGGGGGGGCAGGUGGUGCAGCAAACGCCUCCGAUGGUGAUGCAAAUUGGAAAUCACCGAGAAGUCAUCAGCUUCAAUGUCACCCAACUGUCGGACACGCCUAUAGUAUUAGGCAUGAGUUGGCUGCACAGGCACAGCCCAGCAUUGGCGUGGUACCAGCGACAACUGACCUUCGGCUCCUCAUACUGUGCGGAACAUUGCAUUCUGCCUAGCCCGGAAGGGGAAGAGGAUGACCCGCAGCUACACUUAGGCACGCUGCAAGCAGUGCCACUCAAGUACGCAGCGUUUUUGGAGGUUUUCUGCGAGAAGGAAGCGGACAAGCUACCUCCCCACAGGUCUUAUGACUGCAAGAUUGACCUCCUGCCAGGGGCGACGCUGCCAACCGGGAAACUGUAUUCCAUGUCUGAAGACGAGCUGCAGGAACUCAGGGAGUUCAUAGACCUCAACUUGAAGCGCGGUUUCAUCCAGGAGUCGAAGGCAGUGGGGGCGCAGUCCUGUAUUCUUUGUGAAGAAGAAGGACACGCCCCAAAAAGGCUUGUGGUGGACUAUAGAAUUUUGAACUCGAAAACCAAGCCCACAGCCUUUCCCAUGCCCAAGAUAGAUGACCUGCUCGCAACGGUGAGGAAAGGACGCGUUUUCACAAAGUUGGAUCUGCGAGGGCGUACAACCUGAUUCGCAUACGGGAGGGCGACGAAUGGAAGACUGCCAUGUUCACGCCCCUGGGCACCUAUGAAUACAGAGUUAUGCCCUUUGGAUUACAAAAUGGCUCCCACUGUUUUCAAGCCUUCAUGCAUCACGUAUUGGCGGGUCUCCUCUACAAGAAAUGCGUCUGCUUCCUGGACGACAUCCUGAUAUUUUCAGAAUCAGAGGAGACCCACGAGGGAGACGUCAAGGAAGUUCUGCAGAGACUGCAGGAGCACAGGCUGUACGCCAAGCUGGAGAAGUGCCAGUUCGACAUGAAGGAGGUAGAUUUCCUGGGCUACAAGUUGUCGGACAAGGGGCUCGCCAUGGACAGCGCCAAGGUUCGCUCAGUGUUGGACUGGAAGAGCCCGCGCAAUCGGAAGGAGGUCCAGCGGUUUGUCGGUUUCGCCAACUUUUACCGCAAGUUCAUCAAGGGGUUCGCGAUGCAGACGGCGGCCAUUACCGACACGCUCAGCUCCAAGAAGAAGAAGUUCAUCUGGACGGAGCAAGCGGAGCAGUCCUUUCAGAAACUCAAGCGUCUCUUCUCGUCCGAAGAGCAGCUACUGCAUGUGAAUCCCAGCAGACCGAUGAGGGUUGAAACGGACGCCUCAGACAGAGCCGUGGGAGCAGUACUGUUGCAGCAAGACCCGCAUGGGGACUGGAGACCGUGUGCCUUCUACUCCAGGAAGCUCAGCAAGUCAGAGCAGAACUACACCAUCUGGGACAGGGAGUUGCUGGCCAUUCAUGCAGCAUUCAAGGCGUGGCGGCACUUCCUCAUUGGAGCCAAACACACAGUGCAGGUCCGCACGGACCAUAAAAACCUGGAGUACUGGCGCACGGCAAGGUUCCUGAACCAGAGGCACAUACGAUGGGCGGAGUUCUUUGCGGAUUUCGACUUCAGGAUAGAGUACAUCCCAGGCGACAACAACAUCAUGGCGGAUGCACUGUCCAGAAAGCCGCAAUACCUCGAGGAGGCGGCACCAGCAGCGGCCAAGCACAUUUUCGCACCGAAAGCGUGGGCGUGCGCUUCAGCAACCGUGGACCUGGAUGCUGUACGUCGAGCACUGCAGGAGGACCCCUUCGCGCAAGCAAAGAUGGCAGAGGUGCAAAGGGGCACGGCGGAGGACGACGAGUUCCAGAUACGCGACGGAUUGCUCAUCCGCAGAGGGGCCCUCUACGUACCGGGAGACGACCUCCGCGCGAAAGUACUGCAGCAGUUGCACGACGCACCCACCGCCGGGCACUUUGGCAAAGAGAAGACGGUAGAAUUAGUAGCCAGAGAUUUUGGGUGGCCCAAGAUGCGGGGGGAAGUCGCGGAUUACGUCUCGAGGUGCGACACCUGCCAAAGGGCCAAGUCAGUGCACAAACCGCCGGCGGGACUGCUCGAACCGCUGCAGACACCGCUCGAACCGUGGGAGAGGGUGGCCCUGGACUUUGUCACGGAUCUACCCAGCUCGAGGGGCAAGACGGCAGUGCUAGUGGUGGUGGACAUGUUCACCAAAAUGGCCCACUUCAUUCCGUGCGCGAAGGUGGCCACGGCGGAACAGACCGCCAAACUGUUCAUAGACCACGUGUUCAGGGUUCACGGUCUGCCACGGUCUAUCCUGUCCGACCGGGGCGACAGUUCAUCUCGAACUUCUGGCAGAAGCUGAUGGGUUUCCUGAACGUCAAGAUCAACCUAGCGUCGGCGAGACACCCGCAGACGAACGGACAAGCGGAGCGAGUCAACGCCAUCAUGCAGCAGUACCUGCGAUGCUACGCAAAUCAGCAGCCGGCAACAUGGGUGGACUACCUGCCGCUCGCUGAGUUCGCCUACAACAACACGAAGCACGUGUCCACGGGGGUGACACCGUUCUUCGCCAACAACGGGAGGCAUCCCAGAACCUUCCCGGGAUUAGCGAGAGCGGGGAGGGGAGCCACAGGCAGCGGAAGCCUUAGCAUCAGAGUUGCAGGAGGUUCACGAACAGCUUCGGAGGCAGUUAGAACUAGCAAAGCACGCAUACAAACUGCAGGCUGACAAGCACAGAAGGGUUGGGGAAGACAUACAGGUGGGAGACUGGGUUUGGUUAGCAGCCCAGGCAGUGCCGGCCAGAUCGUUAGCGAAGAAGAAGCUAGGGCAUAAGCAGCUAGGACCCUACCAAGUCGAGGCACAGGUCAAUCCAGUGGCCUUCCGGUUGACACUGCCGGAGGGAUCCAGAAUGCACCCAGUUUUCCAUAGAUCAGUGCUCACGCCCUACAAAGCACCUCAUAGAUUUCAGGAGCCAGGAACGGCACCAGACCCGUUCAGGGAAACGCCCACAAGGGGGAGGUCGCCAAGGCGGGAACCCGUCAACGAAGUCACAGAGAUUUUAGACUCGAGAUGGGGGGAAGAGGGAGUAGAAUAUCUUCUCGCCAGAGAAGGUACCCCGGCCAGCGCCAACAGUUGGGUGCCAGACCAUGCCUUGGACGAACCUUUUCUCAAGGACGAGUUUCAUGCCCUUUUCCCACACAGGCCCAUGCCAGCCGAGUAUUUCGACGACUGGCUUUUCACACCCACAUUUUCAGCUAGCACAUUCCAGGGGUUCACCUCGGACGAGGAACCGGCACUAGAAACACGUUCCCCGGAGGGAUCACCCUCGGGGUCUGCCUCAGACCGUUCCUAUUGGUGGGACAAUCAACCAGAGGAGCAGUGGCGCAGGAAGUGGUUGGGGGGUCCUUGGCAGGCAACGUCCCCGGAGGAGACCGGGGGAGGACCUUGGGUUCGAGCACGGCGGCAAAGAGAUGGAAGCAGAGGAAAUUGAGGUCGGCGAGAGCACGGAGGACGAGCCGGACUUAUCCGGCUGGAUGCACGCCACGGGGGACGACCUGUAUCCGGCACUCACCCCCACACCGACGGCGCACCCUUCACCCACACCUGAAGGAGGGGAGGGGAAGGGGGGCUUCGAGGGGGAUGGAUGUCAGGGGUUCAGGAGCAGAGGCACAGGAAAGGGAGGAAAUAGAGAGCGAGGGGAGGAGUCCGAAGGAAAUGUUAGCGAUGACAGCGGUCCGAGGUCUCUGAGUCUUUCCAGCGAAUCGGAAGAUUCACAGAAAGGGGCUCCCUUGGUCAGAGCAAGGGGGUGCCGAGGGGACACCCCAGGAAGAAGGGGCCAGAGGGGACUCAGAGAGCAGCAGUUGGAAAUCAGGACCAGCGUCCACACCAGAGUGCAGUAGGGGGGGAGGAGUCCCAGGCAUCGGGAUCAGGCGGCGCACUGCCAGUGGGAGGACAUGAGUCAGGAUUGGCCACGCCUCCAUCGGGGAGCGAGGAAACGGUCGAGAGGAAGGUUGAAGGCUGGGCGCGCGCGCCAAGUUCAAAUGUACAGGAGGGAGGCGCAGUUGGCAGCCCGGAUAGGGAGCCAGGUCCCAAAGCCCGCCGAAAAGAGGGGGAGGAGUCAGGGGGGUCAGCGUCAGAAGAAUCCAGGAAGGAAGGGACCCCGGGGGGUAGCAGGACCCAGAGGAGAAAGGAGAGACGUAAGAGGUGGAGUAAGGCUAGAAUCUUAAACUGGUGUACAGGGGCGGAGACUCAGAUGGAGCUUCGCCGAUCUAACCCCUAGACGUAGAGCUGGGGCGCUCCGGCUUGAAAAUGGAAACUGUACUUCAAUAAAGACUUUUGUACAUUACUGCCGGCUAGCGUUGGUCCUCUGUGAGCUGGGAUCUGUUGUAGCCAUUAUAUGCAUUAUAGACAAAUAGUAUGCGUGAAUUAAUCUCAAGACUGAACUGUCUCGGACAACCUCUACUCCGAAUAAUUUUAUUGCACUCUUAUUAUGAUGGCAACUGUUUCCACUUAAGUUUGCACCCAUUUUCCAUCUGCAGUCAAUCCUGAUUUGUUCUGGAAUACUGUUUUUGCCUAAUGCCAUAGAAUUCAUAUUUUGUGCAACACCAUAUUACAAUUUAGGAGGUUAAAUUUGUGUGGAAUUUAGUGUAUAUUUUGUCUAUCAUUUACCAUCUCACAAUUUGGUUUGAGAUGAUUUUGCUUUACAUUCUGCCUUCCUUCCAGUGCAGCCUAGGGUGGAGGAAUGGCAACAGAAACAAAACAUGAAAAAACAACAAGUAAAAGUAGCUAAAAACAUUCCUAUAGCAUUUAGCAUACAGUACAAUCUCUUUGAAAUUGAUAACGUUUUAUGAGAGUAACCAAUUUUAAGUAACAUAAUAACAUAGUAUGCCCAUUAAGUAAAUGUCCUGAAUUUGCAACAAACUGAAAAGCAGCCAAAUAUUACCACCAACUCUGCUGUCUAGCUUAAACUUAAAAUAUUUAUGAUGUGUGCUUGAAAUUGUAUACUCCUGCUCAAUAGUCUUACUUGUUAUAGAGAGUUCAAAAAUAUUUGCUGAUGGUUAGAUUGGUAAACUUGCCUCAGGGUUCAAAUAUUACAACGAGAGCUUGAUUUGAUCUGUGAUCAGUUCAUUCUAACUGAUGGGAGACAAUAUUGAACUUAGUUUUACUCAGGGCAGGACCAUUGAAAUUAAUGAACAUUACUAAGUUGGUCCAUUAAUUUUGCUGGGUCUACUGGGAGUAAAACUUAAAUUGAAUGCCACCCUUAAUGUAAAAACAGGCCUUUCUCAGUGAGGAUAAAAAUAUAAGCAAAAGGAUCAGCAUUUAUGGGCAAAUGCCAGAGCACAGGAUAUUGUAAGAGAUACUGGCAGCUUCCUACUUUUUCCUGUUUUUUGUGGGAUGAGGAAAACAAAAGCUGUUUAGGGAAGUUUUUAAUGUUUGAUGUUUUAUUGUGUUUUUAAUAUUAUGUUGGCCCAGAGUUGGCCCAUAAACUGCCCAGAGUGGCUGUGGAGACCUGGCCAAAUGGGUGUGGUAUAAGUAAUAAAUUACUACUACUACUGCUACUACUAUAAAAACUGCUGGAGCUCCAGUAGGCAAGGCUUUUUCCUCUUCUGACUUUCUGGCAGGUGAAGAACCUGAGUUUUCUUAUAUUCUCGUUUCCUUCAAAAUUUCUGCUUCUCACUCUACAAAACAUUCUGCUUGUGCAGGUAUCUUAAUGCAAUUCAGACAAUGUGCCCACAUAUUCUUCGAUAUCUGACUACAGCAGUAAUAACAAACAAAGAUGUUCGGAAACGUAGGCAAGUGCUGAAAGACUUAGUCAAGGUUAUUCAGCAGGUAAGGCAUACUUUGCUCAUACUGCUAAUUAUAAAAUGCCUACUUCCUAAGUAUGACUGUAUUUGAACAGAGGCUGUGCGCCUUACCAGACUGUUGCUAUUAUGGGGUGGGAUCAGUCACAUGCCAACAAAUUCAUGUUGUGCAAUUAUCACUGAUUAGGAGGUCUGGCACAACAAAACUGCUUCCUCAAAAGAUCAGACUUUUUAUGAUACAAGAAGUAAUGGGAAAAUCCACUGGAAAGUAUGGGAUAGCACUUGAUUUGACGCAAUAGGAUCUAAUCUCUCUGCAAACAAAUCAGGAUGAAUGCUCAGUUAACAAGCACCUGGAAGCACCUAUACCAAGUUGAAACUUUGUUUUUAGUAGCAACAUCAAAAGCUUGUAAGGAGCUUAUUAUAAUAAUUCGGGAUGAGUUCUGUGGUGCUCAUUGGUGCCAAGUUGGGGACUCCAGCAAUAAGUGAUUUUUGAUACAAAUGUUUGGGGGUAUAAUUUGGAGUUACUCACACAACUAUUCUUCACUAUGCAGGAAUCCUAUACCUAUAAGGACCCAAUAACAGAGUUUGUAGAGUGUUUGUAUGUGAACUUCGACUUUGAUGGAGCUCAGAAAAAGCUGAGAGAAUGUGAAUCGGUAAGAGUUUUGUUAAAAGAUUACACUUGUUAAUAACAAAGAGCCUAUAUGUUGGCCACGGAUUCAUUAUAUUGCCCCAAAACAAAAACCUCCAUGUAUUCAUAAUCUCUUGUUUAAAGUGUCAAUUAAUGUUUGAGAGAGCUGGGAAUAUUGGGGAAAUGUGCCGCUACCAGUAACACAGUGGCUUGAGAUGGCUCAGAUCUGGGGCUACAUGAUUAGCAUCCUGCUCAUCUAAUCUUCAACCUCAGCAACCUAACACUAGAUUGUCUGGGGCUAGGUGAGCUGGAAACUUCCUCAGUCUCAUCAGUACAGUGUUUUGAAGGGUAUUUUUACUUCUUUUUCCCAGUGGUCUGUGGGAGAAUUCAAGGGGUUAAUUGAGGUAAGGGUAUGUAUGUUUCAUACUGUGAAUCCACAGUCCUAAUUUUACCUUUCCUUUCAGGAUAUUUUUAAGGGCUUGGCGUUUGUAACUGAGUGAUUGUCAGAGCUUUGGCGUUUUUCUCACCCUUUUAAUUCCUGUAUGGCUUCUUGCAGGUUCUUGUGAAUGAUUUCUUCUUAGUGGCAUGUCUGGAAGACUUCAUUGAGAAUGCUCGUCUCUUUAUAUUUGAGACUUUCUGCCGCAUCCAUCAGUGCAUCAGCAUAAAGUAAGAAAACUAAAAGCUCAGUAGGAAAACUCUCUUAGUUUGGUAACACAUUGUACUUAACGGAUAAUGUCAUGAAGUUGCUUCAAUAGUGGUUGAAUUGUAAGCUAAAAAGAACUAACAGUAUGGCAACAUUCAGCCAUCGUACUAAACCAGGGGUGAUGGCGCCUUGUAACUAGCUUUCAUCCAGGGGUCUGGGUUCUUCCCUCUAGCCCAUAGGGAGCAGCUGAAGGGAUAAAGGGCCUUGAAGUUGUGCAGUUGCAGGUCCUUGUUUUAUUUAAUUGAAUAAUUUGUAUACUACUUCAUGUUUCAAAGAAAUCUCAGUGGUUUGUAUCCUAGAAAUGCCACAAAGAUACAACAAUAACAUUUUAGAUCAGAAGAGUUGCAUGACACCUUAAACACUGAUGUAAUCUGAAACAACGUAUGGGAACCAUAAGAACUACUGUCAGAUCUAAAAUUCAGCAAAGAAACCAGCCCACCCAUCAAAUAUACAAGCAGUAUAUUUCAGAAACAACUGAUUAUACCUUUAAAAAUAACACAGAAAGUUUGACAUCACUGUGGGCUACCUACAGGAGCAGUGAGUUAAAAUUAUUUUAGAUGUUGGAGACUUGUUAAGUGCCUUCAAUGUUCUGAAAAAUUAAUGGAAAGAAAAUCUUGUUCUGUGCCAUUAUGAUCCCAAAGGGUAUCAUUCCGACAAAACUUUUGAAAGUACUAUCUGCUCAUCUUAACUUGCAUGUGUGUGCUUGUUUGUGUCAGUAGGCACAUAUAAGUGGCCCUGACCAGGAAGGGAGAGCAGAGAUUCCCAUGUCUCGUUAAGUGUGGUGCCUUCUACUAAAUAUUUCAGAGCUUUAUUGCAGAAGUCAUAAACCAUACAUCCUGAAAGUUUUCUCUGUCAUCUUCACCAUUAUAGUCAGCCAGUGUGUGAGAGGCUGGACAUGUGAAUUUCAGAUCUUCUCUCAAAAUUGCCACAUCAUGCUGACCUGUUAGGAUCAAACUUAAAAGUGCAGUUCCUCUGCACUAAGUUCCUGGCUUCAGACAAGAGCAGUGAUUGAAGCUAUUAAGUGUAUAUAGACAUGACUAUUGGGGAAGAAAUAUGAAUAAAUCAAUGCAGUUCAGGGAGGAAGUGCGUUUGACUGAGUCUUCUUGCUUGAUUAGUCAUUGUAACCCAAUGGAUGGUACAAUUUGUUUUCAACAACAGUACAGCACCUCAAACCAAAGAGACACAGAUCAAACCUUAAUUUUCAUGCAACCCCACACCUAAAAAUAAGUAGCUCAGUCAAUAUAUUUAAAACUGUUUUCUGAAUAACUAUUGAGGGAGUAUGAGAUAUUUUUCUAAAAUGAGAUAAAAUAAUUAAAACUGAUUAGCAGUUCAGUUUGGAACCUCAAUAUUAGGGACCAGGAUAAAAAUUCGUAAAUAAAUAUGCCUAAUCUGGUUUCAGAGUUACUGUUUCCAUAUGGUCUUUCAUAUUAUUCUUCAGACAACAAAUUUGAAUAUCUGAAGGAGCAAGUAGAAAGAUGUGAGGGCAGUCCUGCCCUUUCAGUGAUACUUUGUGAGCUCACUGGCCAAUGCACAACCACCAUUAGUUUGAUGCAAGAUGUCUCAUGUGUAGGAUUUUAACCUGAGGAGGGGGAAACACUUUUAACAAAUUACUGGGUAGUUGAAGUUCCACGGCUGAGAGAAUAAUCCUGCAAAUUUAAUAACUUAAAAGUAUGUUGUCUUAACACAGGCAGCCAGAAGGCAAAGUAACUAAACUUCAGUAGAAUGUAGACAGAGAUUGCAUUAGGGAAUGAUUAAAACAGAGGUUCCAGUGUAGCAUGUUGGCCAGGUUUCAGGUUAAAAACAGUGAGCAUUUCUGAAGUCCAGCAGCUAGGGGAAUUUUCAAGUUUAUAAUUCUCAAGGAAAUGAAGCACCAAAAAGGAGAGAGCCCAAAACUUAUUAGAAAGCCACAGGAAAUGCCAUCUGCAGAGUGUCUGUUGACAAAGCAGCAGAUCUGGGCUGGCUCUUGUAAAGAAUAAGAAACUGAGAAAACAUUGGACAUAAAGCGACCUCCUUGAGAGAGCGAUCAUAUUGUUACAAACCUAUGUCUGACUCUCAGAUAUUGGGAACAAGUGUUCUGAGGCAACACAUAGAAAUGCCAUCUGCCCAGUGCUUUAUUACUAAUUGAAUUAACAUGAAACCCAUCCCUGCAAUGGUUUACUUUGUCAAAAAGCAGGCAGACAUUUAGCAAAUGAAAAGUAGUGUAGAGAGUCCUUUUAUAGUGUGUGUUGCUGUCCUAAUGAUUAGCUACUUACCUAACCAAAUCUAAUUCCUUCUAAUUUCUGGCCCAUUAUAAUUGGCCUUCUCCUUCAUAAAUUUAAACUAUUGUGACUAGUGUAACAUGGUUUUUAAACAGUGUACAUGAAAUGAUCUAUGAAUCUCUCUCAUUUCUAAAGGGUUGUGUUAUUAGCUGCUCUCAACAUGAAUCAGAUGGACAGUGAAGUGUUUCACACAAUAACAUCAGCUUAUUUCUAUGAAUACCUCUCGGUUGUUUUGUUUUUCUUUUGUAGUGUAAAUGGGCAGAUGAGUCCACAGUGGAUCAAACUUUAUGAAUUGUAAACAGUCGGCCAGUUGUCUCCCUGAUGCUAAAUUUAAAGGGCCUUUAUAUGUGUUAGGAUUAAUUUUAACCUAGAAUAUUCUGUGGUGCAAAAAGGUGUUUUCGCUUUUCUAUGUAUCCCUCUCUUGUUGCUGUCAGCUGUUAGAAUACCAGUGUUUAAAACAGGCUAAAACACUGCAAAAUUUGCAAAGAUGCUGGAAUCAUCAGGCAUAUUAUUUACAAUUAUUUAGCAUGUUCUCUAAUGUUUCAAACUUUAUUAAGUGUAUUUCUUCUUCUUCUUCAGUAUGUUGGCAGAUAAGUUAAAUAUGACCCCUGAAGAAGCUGAGCGAUGGAUUGUGAAUUUAAUUCGGAACGCAAGGCUUGAUGCCAAGAUAGAUUCAAAAUUGGUAGGUUUCCCAUUGCAUUGCACGGCAUAAUCUGAUUUAUUAAGGGGAACUCUUAAAACUCAUUACUAGCUGCAAGAUCUCAUGGCUACAGUAUCCUGCCUAAUUCUGUAUUUUUGUUGGCUUUCCCCCCUGCUGCUGCUGCUGCAUUGAGUAACAUUUAGCCCAGGGAUGGGGAACCUGUUGCAACUCCCUUCAGUAUUUGCCAGCAUGGCAAAUGGUCAAGUAUGAUGGCAGUGGUAGUUCCAUUAUUUGGAAGGCCACGGGUUCCAUGUUUUUGAAAAUGUGGUCACUUAUUUUGUGACAUUUUGGUUGUUCCUAAUACAGUUGUUGCCCAACUGGAUUUUACUGAAGGGCUUUUUGCUGACUCCUGCUAUCUUCUCCCCUCCCCCAUGGCCCUGCAGCUCAGUAUUUUAUACUAAAAUGACCUUUAGCACUUUUUAAAUGAGGAACAAGAGUACACCACUCCAAGAUGCAUGGAAUGGGUGGCUUUAGAUGAAUAUUUUAGAUGUAUACCUGGGUCAUGCAACAAAAUGCUGCUCAGGGUGCCAGGCUCUGCAUUUCAUGAUCUCUGACCAUGCUCAGUUCUUAUUGGGCUGCUUUGUGUUCUCUCCCACCCUGCCCCACCACCUUUGCAGGGCUUUUCCUGAAGUUUUUGGACUUAUGCCAACCUAUAAGUCCCCCCAAGCCUGCUGCUACUUCUGCCUUAUGCAUGGAUGUUGCCAUUUUAGAUACAAUCUCAGAUUGAUGGAUUUGAUUAUUUUGGCCAUAUUUGAUUUGCCUCUAUUAUUAUUUUGUUUUGUGUAGACGCAUUAUGUUUCAGCUUGUUAGUCUGAUCUGAAUUUGCUUAUAAUGUAGUGGGGCAGGGUUUUGAAGCUGGGGGAGGGCAUAGAAGAUCAAGGAUGUGAUAAGUACUUUAUAAUUACUUUCAGCAUGUUCCUAGUCUCACUGUCUCCUCCCACCCCCCAACCCCCCUACAUUCUCAUGUUAGGACUCCCGGCAUUUAAGCAGAGAUUUGGUGACCAAAUCCCCAGGAGAAAGUGUGCUUUUUGUUCACCUGUUUUCAGCUCUUGUCCCAAAUUAAUUGGUACAUUUAGGGAUCGGUUGAGAUGCAGAUCAGAAAUUUGUUGAAGGAUAAAUGCAGUACUAGAAAACUUACAUAUGCCUUGUGUAUGCUAACCAAGUAUAGAAUGGGGUGAGAUGGAUUUUGUAACAUUCGCUAAACAUCAAGAGUAUUAGAAAGUUAACUGCAACCCUGUUCAUCAAUGACGUAAAUAUGAAGGGAAUAAAAUCUCCAUCAAUGUGUAUGCCCAUAAGUUUUCUUCCAUAAGGAAGGCAAAUAAUACCCUGUAAAUUUUGUAUCCCGUACAAAACCUGUUUUCAGCAUUUGAGGCAAUAUUUGUGUAUAUUUUUUGUAGGGCCAUGUUGUUAUGGGAAACAAUGCAGUAUCACCUUAUCAGCAAGUGAUUGAAAAGACCAAAAGCUUGUCUUUCCGGAGUCAGAUGUUAGCUAUGAACAUUGAGAAAAAACUGAACCUAGGCGGUAGGGCUGAGGUAAGUCCAUGUUGUCCUGCCAGUAUAUUAUUAAUUUAAGUAGAAAUCUCCAAAAUGGAAAUUCAUAAAGGAUUACAGUGAGAUGGUUAAAUAUAACUUGCUUGUCUCUAGGGUUGGAAUAUGGAAUAGGUUUAUUUUAUUUAUUUAUUAAAAGACUACUAUACCACUUUUCAUUUAUGGAAAGAAAUACCAAAAUGAUUCAGAGUAAAAAAAAAAAGUGAGAGAGAGAGUAACAAAUCCAGUAGAAGCAAUAAUCAGUACAAAUCACAGAAAGCAGCAUUAAUAAUAUUAAGGGUCAUGGAAAGCCUGCAUGAAGAGGGGUGUUUUCAAUUGGCAACAAACACCCCCUGCAGCCGUUGCUCCCUUGGUCUCUGGGAGAGCAUUCCACAUGGUGGACACCACAACAAAGAAGAAAGUCUAGUGCCCUAAAUUUCUUGAAAGUAGAUUCAUGUAUACACUGCUAAAGUUAUCCACAGCAACGUGUGUUACUCUGACUAAAGCAGAUUUAGAAAUAUUUUCCAAAUAAUUAGUUUUUAUUAGCUUUGAAUGCCAAACACUUUGUGUCCUGACUUUCAAAUUUGCUUCUUCUUUUUAAAGGCACCUAAUUGGGCUACUCAAGACUCUGGCUUCUACUGAAACACUUCUCGGGAAGAAAGACAACUUGAUAAGAACUUUAAUUAUGUACUGUUUUGAAGAGGUGGCAAUUAUGUGGACUUUGCAGCACAUGUUGAUUUGAAUAAAAUUGGCUACUUUUAAUUGACUGGUUGUCUAUCUUUAUAAUUGGAUUUGUAAAAGGUUUUUGUUCAAGGCAGCAAAGCUAGCAAUUCAUGAGAAGCUGUAGAAAUCUAAUUUAAAGUUUAAAGGAAUCGCUUAAACUUCCAAGUACAAUUGCUAAAAAACCCUACGAUCUAAGCUCCCAUUCGAUAUUAUUUUAAUAAAGAAUCAAAUUUGCUGUGUAUGAGCACUAGAUUUAUAUAUACUUGGACAGUGGGUGUGGGUCUUAUUCUUUCCAAGAAUAAAUAGAAAUGGUACCCUUGAUUUAAGACAUCCCUUCAACAGAGAUGUCUGCUGUUCCCUUGUAGCCUGUCUUAUAGAAACCAGUGGCCAACAUCUAAUAUGUUGCAGUUGUCACAAGAGUUUCACAGCAACAGGUAGAAAAAGUAUUAUCAUGAAUCUACAUGUAGAUUACUGUGUGGUGGUGUAUCUUGAAAAGGAAACUGAAAUUAUCAGGGCAAUAAGCAAUGUUUGUUUAUUUACUGCACAGGUAACAGGAUAAAAAUCAAAGGGUGUGAAGAGUGAAUGGGGAUGAGCUACUCUUUCAAGGAAGUCUAUACAACCUGUGUAAUUGUUCUUCUAUAUAGUCUAUAAUGACUACUACCAUAAGCUGCUGAUUUUCGUGCAAUGGGACUUGCAUUAAGAAAUGAGCUUUCCCCAGGAUCUAUAUUAGGGGCAUGUGUUUUUUUUAACUUCAUAAAUUAUCUGGAGUUGGAGGGGAACAGUACGGUGGCCACAUUUGCAAAGGAUGCUGAAUUAUUCAGGAUAAUGUAAACUUUCGAAUGAAAGCUCUCUCUCUCUCUCUCUCUCUCUCUAUAUAUAUGGGCAACAAAACAACAAAGGUAGUUCAAUUGUGGUAAAGUGAUUUGCACAGCUGCACUCCCUUAACACACACACUGAUGGGGUUUGAAUUGUUGAUAGCUAGCCAAGGGAAUACCUUGGGGAUAGCUCACUGAAAAUAGUGCAUGACAGCUGUGAAAGACUAAUUCUUAGCUGGGGGUUUCUUUUUACAGUGGUAGCCUUGCCAGGCAAACUAUAAUGUUGGUUUUAAACGUUUUAAGGUAUUUUAACCAUUGUUCUUAACUAUCGUGUUUUUAUGACUCUGUAUUUUGAAGUGGUGUUUUUGGAUGUUGUAAGCUGCCUUGAAUUUGAGAGAAAGGUGGGGUAUAAAUACAAACAUUAAUAAAGUUGUGGGACUCUAAGCUUGCCUCGGCUCCAGCCAGCAAGGCCAGCUAAGCAAGAUAAUGGUAGCUGUACUCUCAACUGGAAGAUCACAGGAUAGCCACCCUGAUUUCAUAAGGAAAGAUAUCGGAUUAGUGGACUGCCCAUCCAUUAUACAACAGUAGUAGGGAACAUGUUGCCCUCCAGAUGUUACUGGCUUAUAGCUCUCAUAACCCCUAACCACACUGGUGGGGAGUCGCAGAGUUGGAAGUGCAAUAGCACCUGCAGGACCACAACUUCCCCACUCUUGCUAUACAGCUAGUGCCUUUGUAUUUCUUACAGUUAUUCUGUUAGCCAUAUCUUAACAAGAAUAUUUCAGGUUUCAGGUUUUAAUAGUUGUUAAUCUUUCCCUUCAUAUUCAGGUAGGUAGCUGUGUUGGUCUGACACAGUCAAAAUAAAAAUUGUCCAGUGGCACCUUGGAGACCAGCUAAGUUUGUUCUGGGUAUAAGCUUUCAUGUUCUGGGUAUAAGCUUUUGUGUGCAUGCACACUUCUUGAAAUGAAACUCAACAUGCACUGAAAGCACACUGUAGGAACCACGUAGCUGAUUUUAAACUGUAAUAAUAAUAAUAAUAAUAAUAAUAUCCACUUGGGAGUUGAAAGUUCUUUAAAAGGUCAGAGAAAAUAAAAGGUGACACAUGGUAAGAUGGAAAGGUGAGCCAUGUUCCAGGUUAAACCUUCUAGAAAAGGAAAGUAUGCAUACCUGAGUGAGAAUACUGCUAUGGAUCAGUUACUCUCACUUCUUAAAAAGCAGCUUGUUUCUUUGGGGCUGUGAUCUGCUGCAGCUAAACAAGCUCUAGCCAUGUCUGUGGCUCCUCUCCCUGCACACAGAUGUCCAUUCUUUGGAUCCAGGCCUAUUAUAUAACUGCCAAAUAAGCAUUAAAGCAACUUGGAUUGCGUAAUUUUCACAUUACUGCUUGAUUGUAGUCAACAAAAGCGCUCUUGUGUAAUAAUUUAAAGAUUCUUUUUUUCCCCCUUUUAAAAAUGAGAUUAAAGUGGAAUGCUGUUGUAAACACUGCGAGAAGCUGCCAACAUACUUUCCCUAUCAAAAAGCGGCUCAUUUCUAAAAAUACCACUCUGUAAUGCUGACCUUUUUUAUUAUUUAAGAAAACAGGUUUGAGUUAUUCCAUUUUAAUAAAGGAUGUAGAAUAUUUCC
Messenger RNA from Podarcis lilfordi (Lilford's wall lizard), 33841 nucleotides. NCBI's taxonomy places the organism in Eukaryota, Metazoa, Chordata, Lepidosauria, Squamata, Lacertidae. The record is from the annotation of a GenBank genome assembly.